Messenger RNA from Diaporthe amygdali, 900 nucleotides. RefSeq lists its product as uncharacterized. NCBI's taxonomy places the organism in Eukaryota, Fungi, Ascomycota, Sordariomycetes, Diaporthales, Diaporthaceae. The record is from RefSeq and is a predicted model, not a curated record. The transcript is spliced from 2 exons. Bases 1 to 900 code for a protein of 299 amino acids.
AUGUUGAUCUUGAUCGCUGGAAUAACCGGGAUGGUGGGCCAGCCUUUGGCUGAGUACGCAAUUUCCAAGGGCCACCGCGUCAGGGGACUUGGGCGUAAUCCAGCCAAGUUGCCUGCUACGAUUCGCGACAAUCUGGAGGGGUUCGUGACUUCCACGGGCAUCUACGAUAUCCCCGCCCUCGACCGGGCCGUUUCGGGUGUGGAUGCUGUUAUCUGUGCCUACAAUUUCGAUCCUGAGAUCGUGGUUGAGGGUCAGCUGUUCCUAUUGAGGGCCGCAGAGCGCGCCGGUAUCUUUCACGCCGCGUCGUGGAAUUACGAUUGGACUUUGGGACAUCUAGGCCAACAUGAAACGUACGACUCAUAUAUCGCUUUUGCUGCUCAAGCGCGCAUCAGCUCGCGAAUCAAGCCGCUCUAUAUGUUCACGGGAGUCAUCGCCGAGUGGCUUUUCUCGAACCGCCGCGAUAACAUUUGGGACCGCGAUACAAAGACAAUGUCGUAUUUCGGAGAUGGCACUGAGGAAUGGAUUGGCACUACGGCCGGGGACCUCGCUGCUUACACUGUCGAGGCUGUCUCGGCACCAUCGGCUGAGCAGGGAGGCUUUCUGCGCGUCGAAAGCUUCCGAUUUACACCAGCUCAGCUUGUCGCGGCGUACGAGGAGGCACGCGGCGGUAAAGUUAAGGGGCAUCUGAAGUGCCAUGGGUCUUUGGACGACGUUGUGUCCAUGCUUGCCAAGGCUAGGGCAGCGACAGAUCCAAUCGACCAUGAGAACUAUAUUGGGCUUGCAUAUGUUGAGCAUACGCUCAAGGGUACCUGGAACUAUGAACCAGUGGACAACAAGCGCUUUCCGACUGUAAAGCCUACCUCCCUACGGCAGUUCUUCGAGGCUCACCCCGAGCUCUAG